Ochotona princeps (American pika) is the source of this 1701-nucleotide messenger RNA. RefSeq names its product HSPB1 associated protein 1 (gene HSPBAP1). The transcript is spliced from 8 exons. Lineage: Eukaryota; Metazoa; Chordata; Mammalia; Lagomorpha; Ochotonidae. Gene Ontology annotation, molecular function: 2-oxoglutarate-dependent dioxygenase activity. The coding region runs from base 87 to 1562 and encodes 491 amino acids. The record is from RefSeq and is a predicted model, not a curated record.
CACGCCGGCGCUGGCGGUGCCGGGAGGUUCGGGAACUUCGGCGCGGCUCGUGAGGGUCGGCGUUGCCGGGCGCGCUCGCGGUCGCCAUGGCGACAGGCUCGGAGCCCCGCGCGCCCCAGACCCUCGCUGCUGGAGCCGGCGAGGCCGAGGGAGGUGAGAAUAUCAAACCUUUUACUCCAGAGAAAGCCAAGGAAGUUAUAAUGUCUUUACAACAACCUGCUGUCUUCUGUAACAUGGUUUUGGACUGGCCAUCACGACACUGGACUGCUGAACACCUUUCUGAGGUCCUUCGUGGCAAGCAGAUACACUUCAGGAUGGGGCUGCAAAGCACAGACUCAGUUCCUCAGUUUGAAACUUUGUGUAGCUACGUAGAUGCCACCCUUGAAGAGUUUCUGACCUGGAACUGUGACCAGUCUAGUAAUUCUGGACCAUUUAAGGACUAUGAUCAUUCCAAAUUCUGGGCCUAUGCUGACUAUAAGUAUUUUGUCAAUCUAUUUGAAGACAAGACGGAUGUUUUCCAGGAGGUGAUGUGGUCCGACUUUGGGUUUCCUGGAAGAAAUGGACAGGAAAGUACCUUGUGGAUUGGCUCACUGGGAGCCCACACACCCUGCCAUCUCGACUCCUAUGGUUGCAAUUUAGUAUUCCAGGUACAAGGAAGGAAAAGAUGGCAUCUCUUCCCUCCUGAAGAUACUCCUUUCCUUUAUCCAACAAGAAUCCCUUAUGAAGAAUCCAGUGUGUUCAGCAAGGUCAAUGUCGUCAACCCGGAUUUAAACCGUUUUCCUCAGUUCCAGAAAGCCCAAAGACAUGUGGUUACACUGAGCCCAGGACAGGUUCUGUUUGUUCCUAGACACUGGUGGCAUUAUGUGGAAUCCAUUGAUCCUGUCACUGUCAGUAUAAACUCAUGGAUUGAGCUGGAGGAUGACCAUCUCGCUCGGGUGGAGGAAGCCAUCACCCGCAUGCUGGUGUGUGCCCUGAAAACUGCAGAGAACCCACACAAUCCCAGGGCUUGGCUAAACCCCACUGAGGCUGAGGAAAUAUCCCACGAAGUCAAUUGUCACUACCUCAAUGGAGCUGUGUGUGCCUUCUUGGAGCAUUACAGGACAUCCAAGGCCACAGAAGUCCAAGCGCUCAGAGCCAACAGGGAGCACAGGAAAAAGGAGGAAUUACACGUGGGCAGCCGCACAGAGAGAGACCAAACACGUAGCCUGAAUGUGAACAAGCACAGAGCAGCAAAGCAAAAGGCAGCAGACCCUCUUGGGCCUGAUCUGGUCCUUGUCACAGUGAUGUCUGAAGAACCAUCUUCAGAAAGGGAAGGCUUGUUUGAAGGUGAUGGUAAAGGCUUUGUUGACAAAGAUGGAGGGCACUCUGGGCAAUUGCAUUGUACCAAGAGGGAACAGAUGAUGAAUCAGAGUGAGAAUGUAUCUGUGGACCAAAUUGCUUCCAAUAGUCCUAUGACCCCUUCUCCAAAACUGAUUUCUACAGAUGACUUGCUGGACUGCCUAGUGAAUCCACAAGUAACCAGAAUGGUAGCACAACUUUUAAUACAAGGGAAAAGUUUGUGAUUCUAUUGGAUGACAUUUUAAAUAAUAUUUUUAAAUGUAUUUUUUAAAAAUAGGGUGGUUUUCAAAUAAAAGAGUUAAGUGUCAAUUUGCACUUGUUUGUAAAUGUACUUCUUCCCUAAUUGAAUUCAAGUGUACUGCC